Molecule: messenger RNA, 612 nt
Organism: Metopolophium dirhodum (rose-grain aphid)
Lineage: Eukaryota; Metazoa; Arthropoda; Insecta; Hemiptera; Aphididae
Exons: 1
Coding region: 1-612 (203 amino acids)
Source: RefSeq, a predicted model, not a curated record
AUGAAAAAAUUCAUAAAAUUAUUCACAAAAGAUGAAAUAUUCGGCAAAGUGAAAUGUUACAUGGACAGUGUGGAGUGGCAGAAGCAGGGUUUACCUCACUGUCAUUUGCUGUUUUGGCUAGAAAGAAAAAUACAGCCAGACGAAAUUGAUAGUGUCAUAGUUGCAGAACUGCCCAACAAACAAAACGACCCGAUAUUGUACGAUAUCGUGACUAAAAAUAUGGUGCACGGUCCAUGCGGAGAGCAUAACUUAACAGCACCAUGUAUGAAAAACGGUAUCUGCACAAAAAAGUACCCGCGACGUUUCGUAAACGAUACCCAAACCGGAGAGGACGGAUAUCCAGUUUAUCGUCGUUGUGACGCCGAAAAUGGAGGCCAGAGCAAUACGUUAAAUAUCAGAGAAAGUACUUUCAACAUUGAUAAUAGGUGGAUUGUCCCUUAUUCUCCAUUAUUGUGUAGGACGUUUAACGCGCACAUAAAUGUCGAGUACUGCCACUCAGUUCAGGCCAUCAAAUACAUUUGUAAAUAUAUAAAUAAAGGAUCUGACCAAGCUAAUUUUAGUGUCAAAAACCCAAACGAUGAGGUGGAAAACUAUGUAAAUGGCCGGUAUUAA